Molecule: messenger RNA, 3604 nt
Organism: Ooceraea biroi (clonal raider ant)
Lineage: Eukaryota; Metazoa; Arthropoda; Insecta; Hymenoptera; Formicidae
Gene: kdn
Product: citrate synthase
Biological process (GO): tricarboxylic acid cycle; citrate metabolic process; carbohydrate metabolic process
Cellular component (GO): mitochondrial matrix
Source: RefSeq, a predicted model, not a curated record
CGCGCCGCACUGGCCUUUCAAACGAUCCGGCGAUCGUUCGAUUCGCGGGCGCAGGUCGUUCGAAAUUCGAAAUUCGAGACUCGCCACGGACACCCGAGGACCUCCCGCAGUUCGGGGCGGAUUCGUCGCGGUGCGACGCAAAGCGGAUUCCGCCGCUGCGGGCGGCUGGCUGCGGCCUUCUAUCGACCGGCGCAACGGUACCGUCCCGUCUGCGGGAGCCGACGAGUGUCCACUGGACAGGCUUCCAAACUUGUCGAUAGACAAUCGUGCUCGAUGCCGCGAUCGCGGAGGUGCGUUCUGUCACCUGCUGGAAAAUGAGAGCGGCGGUCUCAGGGAGAACAGUGCGGCGACUUGGUACGCGCGUGGAUCGAUUGUAUGCCGCAGGUGCGUGGUUGGUGCACAGGACACGAGUCUCACUGCAAAAUAACGUCGACGGUCUUCUCGCGGCAACUGAGCGACGCGUCAACGGAUCUGAAGAAGGUUCUUUCCGAGAAAAUCCCGAAGGAACAAGAGCGUGUCAGAUUGUUCCGUAAGGAUCAUGGUGCCACCAAAGUCGGAGAAGUCACCGUUGACAUGAUGUACGGCGGUAUGCGCGGCAUCAAGGGUCUCGUGUGGGAGCCGUCGGUGCUCGAUGCGGAUGAGGGUAUCCGCUUCCGCGGCAAAUCCAUCCCCGAGUGCCAGAAACUCCUGCCGAAGGCGCCCGGUGGCUCGGAGCCGCUUCCGGAGGGUCUCUUCUGGUUGCUGAUCACCGGCGACGUGCCCACGGACGCGCAAGUGAGGGCGAUCUCGCAGGAGUGGGCGUCCAGGAGUUCCCUGCCUGAGCACGUAGUCAAGGCCCUCAACAACUUCCCCAAGACCCUGCACCCGAUGACGCAGUUCUCCGCGGCGAUUACUAUCCUGAACAGCGAGAGCGACUUCGUUCGGGCGUACAACAAGGGCGUGCACAAGACCAAGUACUGGGAGACCGUGUACGAGGACUCGAUGAACCUGAUCGCGAAGCUUCCGGUGGUGGCCGCCACCAUCUACCGCAACAUCUACAAGGGCGGCAAGGGUCUCGGCUCGGUCGACGCCGGCAAAGACUGGUCCUGGAACUUCGCCAACAUGCUCGGCUACGACAACCAGCAGUUCAUCGAGCUGAUGCGCCUGUACCUGACGAUCCACUCGGAUCACGAGGGCGGUAACGUGUCCGCCCACACUACUCACUUGGUGGGAUCCGCUCUGUCGGACCCGUACCUGUCGUUCGCCGCCGGCAUGAAUGGCCUGGCCGGUCCGCUGCACGGUCUGGCUAACCAGGAGGUGCUGGUGUGGCUUGAGAAGUUGCGCGGCCAGGUCGGCGACAAUCCCAGCGACGACAAAUUAAAGGAAUUCAUCUGGAACACGCUGAAGAGCGGGCAGGUCGUGCCCGGCUACGGACACGCUGUUCUCAGGAAGACGGACCCCAGGUACACAUGUCAGAGAGAAUUCGCACUGAAGCACCUGCCAGACGACCCGUUGUUCAAGUUGGUCGCACAGGUGUACAAGGUAGUGCCGCCGAUCCUGCUGGAGACCGGCAAGGUGAAGAACCCGUGGCCGAACGUAGACGCGCACUCGGGCGUGCUGCUGCAGUACUUCGGCAUGAAGGAGAUGAACUACUACACGGUCCUGUUCGGCGUGUCGCGUGCGUUGGGUGUGCUCGCCUCUCUGGUCUGGGACCGCGCCUUAGGGCUGCCGAUCGAGCGGCCCAAGUCACUCAGCACCGAUCUCCUCAUGAAGGCUGUCAAAGCUUAAGGCACGCAUCCACCAAAUUUAAUCGACGAUCGGCAGUUUUUUUCCAAGUCUCUUCGUCCCGGCCUCGAUCUCGUUUAAUCAUCGACAGCGAAUUGCCGGGGAAGAUACGAUUUUGAUACUGAUCUUGAUGGAGACACCUCAACGAGUCCGCCUUAACGAGCGAAUGAGAAACGAUGAGAAACAGAGCGAAUGAUGGCGAGAGAAAGCGUGAGUGAAAGCGGAAGAGUAAAACGGAGUUGCAAGGCUAGGUAUUAAAAAAACGACAAAUAAUUAAACCGUAACAAAAUGUAUUAUCUUAAUGUAAAAUCAUGUUACGAUGCGGACAUGUCAAUGUCGCGCAUCCCAACGGGUGUGCAUUAAUCUCUGCUACGUUUGAUGCUUUUUGAGUAUAAGCAAUUGCGAUACUGACGCCGUAUGUAACUAGUAUAUAAUUAGUACAUAAUUAGUAUAAUUAUAGUGUAAUAAUUAAUGUAGAGUACACGUAAUUGAUACGACUGUUUCAAGUUGCUGAUACUUAAAAAGUAUCGAUCGCAGAGUAUAACAAUGGACGGGAUGUAAUUCCUGUAGUCGCUUUCGUAGAAAAAAACAAAACCGUAAAUCAAUCCGUUAGAUUCGAAAAACUGCCAAAUCCGUGAGAAAAUGCAGAACGGUGGAAAUGCAAUAGGAAAAUUAGAAAAUUACAAACCUUUCAAACGUAUUAAAAUAUUUUUAGACAUUUAAAUAUCGAGAAUUCGUUAAACUCUCGAUCUCAAUAAACAAGGUUUCUAUAUAUAUUUAGUUGAUAAAUGUCUCUAAACAUGAAUUUUACUAUAGACGUCUGGAAAACGUCUUUUCGAAUUUGAGAAUACGCGCACUUGAGACAGGAAGACGCAUCAGAAAUACAAGUAAACCAUUAUUGUAAAUAUCGUUGUCGCUCAAUACUCGGAACAUAUUGACUACCGCUAGGAAAGAAGCUAAUUGUGUCUAAAUAAAAUCGAUGACAGCGAUAGUUAACGUGUCAGCGGUAAUCUCAGCGAUACAAAAGCAAUGGAGAAUAACGUGGAACUCUCUCAGUGAUAGAUCAAUUAAUAAAAUUAAUAGAAUUGCAAAUGUUCGAGACAACAGUCUAAUCCGACCGAUCGGAUGUCAUUUAAGCAGCUUUUUUCGUAUAUCUGUGACUUUUGCGUAGUCCGACGACCAUUUAUGGAAUGAUUUAGAAAUAUAUAAUUUAAUGUAACGUUGUUGGAACAAUGUAUUAUAUUAAUAUUGUUUAAUCUUACAACAAUGUAUUACAUUAAUAUUGUAUAAUGUCUUGUCUCGCCAGUCGAGAGGUAUACUGCCCGGGGAGUAGUCCGUAGAUUCUUUCAAUCGAGUAGCUUCUUUUGGAGGACUUGUCGAAUUUUUGAACGACAGAAACGCUGUCGCACUUUUUGUGAAUAUAGAGAACACGAUGAUGCAGGGUGAUAGUCGGCAGAAAGACGCAAGGAGCUAGCGCGAAUUAGCUUGAUUAUAGAUAUCCUGGCUGCUAGCUUAUUUAAUAUCCCACCUCCCGGCGUGAUCGAAACUGUUUGUCCUUAAAAUGAUGAUAAAAACGGUGCAAGGUACUACUACAGUUACAGUAUACUUAGGAGCAAGUAGUGACGCAACAGCAAGCACUUAAAAAUAGCAGUUAUAGUUUCGCCGACCGACCGAUGCGAUCUUGAUCACGUCGUCGUUACGGGUCGCCGUAAUUCACGCGUAAAACUAAGAAGCAUGAUCAGUGAUGGGUUUAUUGUUACCGAGUAAUGAAUGUGCGAAUGUGUGUGAGAACGUCUUAUUUAUAAUGAACGUGAAAAUAAACGAUCUAAAAGUAAACCGA